Molecule: messenger RNA, 319 nt
Organism: Trichobilharzia szidati
Lineage: Eukaryota; Metazoa; Platyhelminthes; Trematoda; Strigeidida; Schistosomatidae
Source: the annotation of a GenBank genome assembly
AUGGAUUUUGAAGUUUUGCAGACACUUUCAUCAACUCAGUACAGACAAGUUUUCGAGGUUAGCAAUACUAUCAACAGCGAACGAUGUAUACUAAAAAUGUCAUCGAAGUUUCAUAUAUUGUCGAAAGGUUUAUCAUCUGUUAGACAAGCUAGAGAAGAAGCUGAAAUUCUGGUAAAUCGGAUAAGAUACGAUAACUUUUCAGAGGAUGGUUUCGUACAAGUUCAUCGUUAAAAUACUUGAUUCCUGGCAAGACGAAACACACCUGUACAUAACCACCGAAUUCAUACCUGGAGGAGAUCUGUUCAGUAUUUGGAAGUCU